AUGUCUUCUUCAGACUCUGCUGAUCACAUGAUGCGUUUUACUCUACGUAUUGCGUUUUAUGCUUUUAUCCAUAUUAGUUCAUAUACAAACUUUAAAGAUAACAUUUCCAAGUGGGAGGAACGUGUAUGCUUAAACAGUGGAAGAAAGUAUUUCAAACCGAAAGUCAGUGCAUCCAUUACACCUGCUGUUGGAAUGUUUUUUAAGUCAUUUGAUGAGACUUUUGCGUUUUAUCAGAGAUAUGCACUUGCUGCAGGUUUUUCUACAAGAAAAAAUACCUCUUCGAAAAAUGGUGGUGGUUUAGUGAAAAUAAGAUAUAUUGUCUGCUCAAAAGAAGGAUUUCAUGUUAGCAAAGAAAUAGAUUCUGGUUCAGUUGAUGAGAAUGGUAAAAAAAUUGUUAGACGUAAUAGAGGUUCAAAAAGAGUUGGAUGCAAUGCUCAGGUGAAAUUAAUAUUAGAGAACAAUAAUAUGUUUAAAAUCUACUACUUUGAAGAAGAACAUAAUCAUAUCUUUGUUGAAGAUGAAGAUAUUCAUUUCUUGCCGGCUGCCAGAAGUAUCGAUUAUGUGAAAGAAAGUUUUAUAUCUGGAUUGUCUGCAAUCAAUAUUGGACCUGUUAAAGCAUUCAAUAUUAUGAAAACAAUGUAUGGUGGUUUUGGUGAAGUUGGUGCUAGUAAAGUUGAUUGUAAGAAUUAUAGAAGGGAUUUGAAUCUUUACAUAGGAGAGUAUGAUGCAGAAAUGGUAGUUAGGCGUCUUAUUAGGAAGAAAGAAUGUUGUCCUGGUUUCACAUGUGAUUAUGUUAUUGGUGAAGAUAGAAGAUUGAAAGGGCUUUUCAGGGCUGAUGAGCAGUCAAAAACAAAUUAUACAGUGUUUGGGGACAUAUUUGGUUUUGAUGCUACUUAUAAAUCAAACAAGUAUGAUUUGGUUUUUGUACCAUUUACUGGUAUUGAUAAUCAUUUUAGGAAUGUCACAUUUGGUGGUGCAUUACUUGGUUCGGAGACUACAUAUUCUUAUAGAUGGCUUUUAAGGUGCUUUGUUAAUGCUUUUGGAAGUGAGCCUAAAGUUGUUGUUACUGAUCAAGAUGUUGCAAUGAAGAGAGCUAUUAAGGAUGUUGGUCCUGUUUUGUCAGCAAACAUUGAUUUUAAUACAAGAAUGACUCAUGUUGUUUGGAAUGAUACUAUUAUUCCAGAAGAUUUUGAAACUGAGUGGCAUUCAAUAAUGUCUACUUUUGGAUUGGAAAAUCAUGAGUGGUUAAAAGAUAUGUACGAUCUUCGAUUUGAUUUGAUUCCCGCUUAUUACCAUGGAGAGGAUUUGGCUGGUCUUAUGCGUACUACGUCUAGAUGUGAAAGCGAGAAUUACUUCUUUGGUCAGAUUUGCAAUCCAAGAUGUACACUUGUUGAAUUUUUCACUCAUUUUGAGACUGCAAUGGAUAUUCAAAGCAUGAGCAUAGGAGGAAUGAUCAUGAUACAAGUGCAAUACAGCAAACAAGAAGAUGGUUUAAGUAUAAGUUGUUCUUGCAAACGGUUUGAACAAUUUGGUAUAUUGUGUCGCCAUAUAUUUUAUGUUCUACGGUAUGAUGAUAUAACUGGGUUUCCUAGAAGAUAUGUUCAUAGAAGAUGGAUGAGAGAUGUUGUUUCAAUUGGAUCAAAUCAUUGCAAUAUUCGGUUUAAUGAAAUUGGUAGGAAUAGUGAAAUUGAUAAAGUUUAUAGAGAAAUCGUUGUUGCAAAUGAGUAUGUGGUUAAUAGGCUGGUCGGGGAUUUAGAUGAGCUGUGUCGUUACAGGGAUCAUAUUAAAAGUUAUAUUGAUAAAGCGGAUGAGAUUAUGGUUGCUGCUUCGCCUCCUAGUCGCAAAGAAAGAUUUGCUGAUAUUGGAGGGAACUUAGAAAAAUCAGAUUCUAUGAUUCGUGUCCUGAUCAAAAUAAGGACCAAAGGAUGCGGUGUACAAAAAAGGAUCAAGUCUAAUCGUGAGAUUGCAAUUCAGAAAUCAUCAAAGAUCCAGAAAUCGUGCCGUGUAUGUGGCGGAAAAUGA
This is a messenger RNA of Helianthus annuus (common sunflower), 2022 nucleotides long. Its product is annotated as protein FAR1-RELATED SEQUENCE 5-like. Gene Ontology annotation, molecular function: zinc ion binding. Gene Ontology annotation, biological process: regulation of DNA-templated transcription. The coding region runs from base 1 to 2022 and encodes 673 amino acids. The transcript is spliced from 6 exons. The record is from RefSeq and is a predicted model, not a curated record. Lineage: Eukaryota; Viridiplantae; Streptophyta; Magnoliopsida; Asterales; Asteraceae.